This is a messenger RNA of Drosophila sechellia, 1973 nucleotides long. RefSeq names its product CLN7/MFS domain-containing 8 (gene Cln7). Gene Ontology annotation, biological process: transmembrane transport. Gene Ontology annotation, molecular function: transmembrane transporter activity. The record is from RefSeq and is a predicted model, not a curated record. Gene Ontology annotation, cellular component: lysosomal membrane. Lineage: Eukaryota; Metazoa; Arthropoda; Insecta; Diptera; Drosophilidae. Bases 246 to 1877 code for a protein of 543 amino acids. The transcript is spliced from 6 exons.
UCCGUCGCGUUCGUUCAUCUCCAGUGGUCGUCGCUGUUCCGCUGCAACAGUUAGUUAAAACACACAGCCCGAUUGGUAAAAGGUGCAUUACCCGCUGGAAGCCCCACAAAAGGGAUGCGCGCGGUGGGGGGGUGCCCUUGAGUUCUAGAUGCACCGAAAGAAUGACUCAGUGGCGGUGAAAUCCAGCAAACACGUCCAUCGCAGCCAACCCACCCACCAAAACAUCACAGCCAAGCAAACCAAUUAUGGAGUUUGCCCGCCGAGUUUCCGCUCGCUUUGAAACCAAAAGACUGCCGGAGGAUGUGGACGAUGGCCUGGAGACGCUGGAGGAGUACAAGCAGCGCUGGCGCUCCGUCCGCAUCAUCUACUUCACGAUGUUUCUGAUGGCUUUGGGCUUCAGCAUCAUUCUCACAGGCAUUUGGCCCUACCUCAACAAGCUAGAUCCGGAUGCGGGCAAGGAGUUCAUGGGUCUGAUUGUGGCCGCCAAUCCGCUGGGACAAAUGAUCUUCAGUCCGAUCUUCGGGUGGUGGGGCAACAAGCUGGGCAAGAUUCGUCUGCCACUGCUACUUUCGCUGUCUCUAUUCACGCUGGCCAGCGGCAUAUACUCCUCGCUGGAACUGCGUCCGGACAAUGUGAAGUACUGGAUGCUCUCCUCGCGUUUCCUCAUCGGCGUCAGCUCGGCGAAUAUUGCCCUGUGCCGCUCCUAUUUGUCCGCUGCGACGCGAAUCAGCGAACGCACCCAUGCCGUUGCAAUGGUUUCGCUGGCUCAGGUCCUCGGAUUCAUCAUUGGUCCAACUCUGCAGGCGGCAGUCACACCGCUGGGAGAUCAGGGACACGUCUGGCUGUGGGGCAAGAUGCACUUCAACAUGUACACGGCAUCCGGAUGGAUCAAUGUGCUGAUGAGUAUUGGAAACUUCAUGAUGUUCCUGCCCGGAGUGUUUGAGGAGCACAAAAUUGCAGCUCGCGAGGUGAUGGUGAUGCAGGGCGGCACAUCCGAGAAGGAGACUUGGAAAGGCAUCAAGCCCAGCUAUCUAUCCGCAUGGACUUUGAUCGUCGCCUUCUUUGUUCUGGUAUUCAACUUUGUGCUGCUGGAGACUCUGGGGACAUCCCUGACAAUGGAUAUGUUCGCUUGGUCCAACGACGAGGCCCUAUGGUACAUGGGCAUCAUGAUGACCAUCGCAGCUAUUGUCUCCCUGGUCACGUUCGUUUUGAUUGAGCCCAUGUGCAAGAUUAUCGCCGAGCGUUAUGUGCUCAUCUGGGGCGGAUUUUCGCUGAUGUUUCUCGGUCGCGUGCUCUUCGUGCCUUGGGGUCCGGAUCCGCCAAAGUUGGCGCAGCCUUUCAAUGCCAGCUGGAACCUGAGCGAAAGCGAUCCCAUCUUCUUGGGCUGCCCCACAACGCAGAAAUGGUGCGGCGAACUGCCGGCCUUGACCCUGACGCAGUUCAUCAUUGGAUUUGCCUUCACCUCGAUAGGAUAUCCCAUUGGGGUGACUCUCAUUCAGACCAUAUUCUCCAAAGUUCUGGGACCUCGGCCGCAGGGCGUCUGGAUGGGCUGGAUGACCGGUUCGGGUUGUCUGUCCCGCGUCCUUGGUCCAGUCUUCGUGGGAUCCAUUUACACGCGCCUGGGCACGUUCUGGACCUUCGGCGUUACUUCGGCCAUGAUGCUGGUCUCCAUGUUUUGGUUACAGUGCAGCAAUCGAUUACUAAUCCCGCCCACAUUCGAGAAGGCAACACCGGUCGAACUGAACAAGCACAAUGGUAGCAAGCUGCUAGACGACCACUCACCCGACAAGCACAAUGGUACCCCACCGGAAGAUCUGUCUCCUGAUCAGCCCAUUUUGGGCAAGCACGGCAGCCAGCACUCCAUUUCACAUGCGUAACGACGGCUGGCGAUGGAGCAUCCGUAGAUCUAAGACACAUCGUUGCAAUACUGCCCCUUAAACUAGCUUUAAAAUACAGUGUUUAUUUUUGCACAG